AUGUUCAAACUACCUCCUUCAACAAAUUCCUAAAAAUCUACACCAAGAUCAAUGAAAAGUUUAAAUUCAAUAAGUCAUUCUAAUAGAGAAGUACUUAUGAAUGAAUAUUUUAACUUACCUAUGAUAUCAACGAAAAGUAUGAUUGGAAAUUAUAGAAUAAUUGGUACAAAUCUAAAUAAGAAAGAGUUCAAUAAAAAUAAUAAAGAAUAUCAUUAAGUGAUUUCUAAUGUACAAUAAUUAAAGUUAGUGGGCUAAACAGAAAAAAGUUUUGGAUUUUCUAAUUAUAAUUUUCUUGAAAAGUACUAUUAGAAUAAGGCAACUAAUUAAAUAAGAAUGAAAGAAACAAGAAAAUAUAAUCGAUUAUUUAAGGUAGAGAAAAUAAUAGAAUAAAGAUAUUCUAGCCUAUAAUAAAAAAAUGUACAAAAUUUAGGCAAUUCAACAGAUGACUUAUAAUAAUCCUUAAGAUGGGAUUCAAGGAAAUAAGAGAAUCAAUAUAAGUCUUUCAGUGCAAAUUAGUCAACAAUACUUAUUCCUUAAUAUUAGGAUGUGAUUAUCAUUAAAAAUAAUGAAAUUGAGUAACUUAUGGAAAGAAUAGAUAAGUAACGUAAAAAGCUUAAAGUAGUGUUUCUAUUUAUCUUUUCAUUAAUGGCGAUAACAAAAAAAUAUCAGUAUUUAAUAUAUUUAAUCUUAGAUUGUUAAAAAAAGAAGAAAAAUAAAAGAUAAUUUUAUUAAAUAAUAAGCUUUAGAGUUGUUAAAAAAUAAUUAAUUCAAAUGAAAUAAGAUCUAUUGAAAUAUAAUAAGAAUAUUUUAUUUCAAUUAUUUCAAAUAAGGUUCUUCACUAUUUAAAUAGUUAAACAUAUAUUAAUGAAUGUAAUUAGAUUGAUGAAUUUACUAACCCCAUUUAGAAUAUGGAUUUGAAAUAACUUAGAAUACAAUGCUUUUCAAAAUUGAUUUACUAAAAUUUGGAAUUGCUAACUAGAGAGAGCAAUUUCCCAGAAUUAUUAAAAUGUUAAUUGAUAACAAGUCUAUUUAAGACAUCAAAAUAAUAGACCUCAUUUUUUGUAGGAAAGAGAUGUAAUUUUUAUUAGGGAAAUUAAAUUUAUCUUUAAAAAGAGUAGAAGUUGGCAAUAGCUAUGGAAUUUUUACUUUUUUAGAUAAUAAUUCCGAAAUUCGUAUAAAUUGUGAAUAAUUUACCAACACAAAGCAAAAACUAUAAAUUUUAAACUUAAGAAAUAAUAAUUUUAAUUGCAAGCUUUAUGCAUAGGUAAUUUGUGAAUAAAUUUAAAAAAAUGAAAAAAGUAAAAAAUCCAAAUGGUUAUAUGGUCAAUAGACAAUUGAAUAUCUAAUAUUAACAAGAUGGGUUAUUUUGGAAUGAAAUUACCAUUUCAAAUAAUGCUGGAGAUAAUAAUGUAGUUCUAGAAGGAUUAUUAGAAUAAGAAAAGCUAUAAUUCAUAGAAAAUGCAAACCCAAGAUGGAAAUAAUAGUUGGAUAUAUUAUUUGAAAAGAUUCUGUAAAAUAUUGAGGCUUUAAUAAACUUUUGA
Messenger RNA from Paramecium sonneborni, 1541 nucleotides. NCBI's taxonomy places the organism in Eukaryota, Ciliophora, Oligohymenophorea, Peniculida, Parameciidae. The record is from the annotation of a GenBank genome assembly.